Cimex lectularius (bed bug) is the source of this 1456-nucleotide messenger RNA. RefSeq lists its product as uncharacterized. The transcript has 13 exons. Bases 322 to 1374 code for a protein of 350 amino acids. The record is from RefSeq and is a predicted model, not a curated record. Lineage: Eukaryota; Metazoa; Arthropoda; Insecta; Hemiptera; Cimicidae.
CGCAAUCGAUCGGCCCCGUGUUAUUGUGUUAUUUUCCAGUUGGUUAUCACAGGUGGUUUUCUAGCCGUGAAAUUGUUAUUUCUCCCGAAUUUAAAGUGUAUUUAAACAUUUCUGUCAGUUUCACUGUUGAUCCAGUGCCAAAGAAGAAGCAGAAGUCGCAAAAAGGAGUUUUCACAAGGCAGUAAUCCACAACAGUACGCAUCCGUAUUAGAACGAGGAGGAAAAUGUAAUGUUUCUCGAUCGAUUUAUUACAUGGAAUUUGUGUCGUUUAUAGGCGGGCUAUCCGUAAAUUACCAAAACGUCAAUUGGUAAUAUUUAAAAAUGAGUUUACGGAAGAAAAAGCCAAACAAUUAUUCUGCCCUUCACACUGGGGUUCGGAGGACGCCAAAAAUUACCAUGAUCCAAAAGCGGAUCCUAAUCGAAUACAUGGAAAAACACCCAGAACUGAUAAACAAUACAAGAAAGAGCUCCUGUGUGGCACAAGAUGGCCCUGAUUAUACGCACCUCUGGGAAGAGGUGAUGGAUUUACUAGAACGCAACUCUACAAAACCGACAAACAAAGAAAUCGAUAAAUGGAAAAAGACUUGGUCUGAUUUAAAACGGCACGUUGAACUCAAAUCGGCGAGGAUCAGAGCCAACCUGAUUUCGCCGAACUUCACGGAAUUCGAAGCAAGGAUAUUAAAGCUAAUGACUUGCAAAGGUGAACAUCCAAUAAAGGAAGAAUGCAUGGAAAAUAAUGUCUCUAUGGACUCUGAUUCAUGGACUGGAGAGGAUAAUGAACAGCCUAUUCCAACGUGUUCAUCUGCAACGAAAGAAGAAGGAGAAGAAGACGACGAAGAAGACAUAAAGCCUAAUAUUUAUUUAUUGGGUUCCAACGGAGUCCCUGAACGUGAUCCGCUCUAUAUUCCAAAUGAAGAAGCAUCUGCACAUGAUGCGUCUAAUCAGGAAGAGAAUUUUUUCAAAGAAGAACCUUCCGACACCCAAGGGCGGCAUCUCCGGCCUCACAAGACUAUUAACUAUGCCAAGAUGGUAAACCAUGAUCUCCAGAGAGUUCCCUCUUUCAAAUACAGCGAUGUGUUCAUAAAGAAUGUCCAUCCGAGCCAAAGAAAAAACCUAGCGAUGCAGCCGCCUCCUCAAAUAAAAAAGCGUAAAGUGGGCGGUCCGACCCAGAAAAUAAUAAAUGUUUUGAGCGAAAUCAAAGCACUUGAAGAAAAGAGGUACCAAGAGCAACAAGAAUUAACUAAUAAAAUCGCUAAGGCUGUCGAAACUCUGGCCACCGGUCUCCUCCAGACAAUCAGGAACCUUUCAGAAACUGCAAAGCGUAACGCUGAAACGAUCGAAGAACUAAGUGCAAAGUUAAAACGAACCGAAUAAACUGUAUAAAUCAAUGAUACUUUUGUAAUUUCUUAAUUAUUAGUUACAGUUAGUUAUAUUAUAUUACAUACUCAAAAUACAC